CGAGACAAGACUAAACUCUCACUGGAGAGAUUAAAGAUGGUGGAGAGAGGCUCCCUUGUGUUGGAGAAUGAACAGCAAAGACAGCGGUACGAGAAAUGUCUUGAUGAGAUAGCCAUUCAGGUGGUGCAGUCCUUGUUGGCUCACAAGGUAAAUAUUUAA
This is a messenger RNA of Lymnaea stagnalis (great pond snail), 159 nucleotides long. Lineage: Eukaryota; Metazoa; Mollusca; Gastropoda; Lymnaeidae. The record is from the annotation of a GenBank genome assembly.